UUAUAGAAGGAAAAUAUAGUAUAAUAGUUAAAUUACAUUUAUGAAGUUGUGGAAUUAGUCAUAGGUUAUCUUAUUUUUAAAUGAUUAAUUUUUGAAUUUAAAUUAAAUGAAAAAUAACAUAGUCAAAAAUAACAAUUUAUAUUUUUAAAAGCUAGAGCCAGCCAUAAAGUUGGAAAUGGGUUGACCAAUAUUGAUGUUUCCAAUAUACCUCAAAGAAUAUGCCAUUUCCAUAACCCUUUACAGUACUCUACCCCUUAUGCCCCUGAUUUUUGAUACAAUUACUCAUUUUGUCCAUUCUUUUCACCAAAUUUUGUUUUAAUUAUAAUAUCAAUAUCAUUUACAAAUACCCAUAAGAAUUUUUAUUUAAUGUAAUUAUUUUAUAUAUAAUAAUUUAAUUAUAAUUAUUAAAUAUGAUGAGAUUCACGUGAAACUCAUGUAAUCAACAUUUACAAUAAAUUCAUUAUACACACAUCAGUCUCCUUGUUCGUAGUGUUACAGUCGUAAAUAAGCUAAACGCAGAGCCCAUAAACUGAGAACCUUAGCAUCUCGUGCCAAGCACGCGAGGGUAGGGCCGGUUGGUGUUGUCCAAUAAAACCGGAAAAGGCCAGCAGCUCCACCGCGGCAAUUGGCAGCGAGGGACUUGGCAGAGAACGCCUAUUUCUCUUCCUUCAUUUCUCUCGCUCCUUUGCAAAAUCCCUCAUUUUCCUCUAUGGCUUUCUCCGAUUCUUCUCGUCAGUCUUUAAUCCCUAACUUCCUCUACUCUUCCUCUUCCUCUGCCAAAACCCUCGCCCUCUCCAAACUCCUCCAAUCUAACCCCACCCAGCCUUCCCUUUCGCCUUCGCCGUCACUCAUGAUGAAGACCGGCAGCUUCGUGAUCCCCGCUCCCAACGAGCCCGGGAAGAUCGAGAUGUACUCUCCGGCUUUCUACACUGCUUGUACUUUUGGAGGUAUUCUUAGCUGUGGACUUACUCACAUGGCCGUCACUCCUCUUGACCUUGUCAAGUGUAAUAUGCAGAUUGAUCCUGCAAAGUACAAAAGCAUCUCAUCUGGUUUUGGAGUUCUGCUCAAGGAGCAGGGUGUGAGAGGCUUCUUUAGGGGUUGGGUGCCCACCCUCCUUGGUUAUAGUGCUCAGGGAGCCUGCAAAUUUGGAUUCUAUGAGUUUUUCAAGAAAUACUAUUCUGACAUUGCCGGGCCAGAGUAUGCAGCCAAGUACAAGACUUUGAUUUACCUUGCUGGUUCUGCAUCUGCUGAGGUAAUUGCUGAUCUCGCUCUUUGCCCUUUUGAGGCAGUAAAGGUACGAGUUCAAACUCAGCCUGGUUUUGCUAGAGGCAUGGCAGAUGGACUUCCCAAAUUUGUCAAAUCUGAAGGUGCUCUAGGGUUGUACAAAGGUCUUGUUCCACUCUGGGGUCGUCAGAUUCCAUAUACAAUGAUGAAGUUUGCAUCUUUUGAAACCAUUGUUGAGCUGAUCUACAAGCAUGCCAUCCCCACACCAAAGGACCAGUGCAGCAAACCGCUACAGCUUGGCAUUAGUUUUGCUGGUGGAUAUAUAGCUGGUGUUUUCUGUGCAAUUGUAUCUCAUCCUGCUGAUAAUCUUGUCUCUUUCCUCAACAAUGCCAAAGGCGCGACUGUUGGUGAUGCUGUGAAGAAGCUAGGUUUAUGGGGUCUGUUUACCCGAGGACUACCUCUCCGUAUUGUCAUGAUUGGGACUCUUACUGGAGCCCAGUGGGGUAUCUAUGAUGCAUUCAAAGUUUUUGUGGGACUGCCAACCACUGGUGGUGCUGCUCCUGCUGCUGUCCCUGCUGUUGCUGCAACUGAGCUUGCAAAGGUUUAGUUUUGGAAAUUAGCAGAUAUAUUUUGGGUCGUUUUGUGGAAGAUGGGAAAACAAUAGGGAUAAUAAACGUAGGACAGCCAGUGGAGAUUAUUCUUAUACAUUCAGAAGUUGCAUCAAUUUUUGUAAUUUUUACAAAUAUUUAGUCUUUGGAGGGAUGGUUUUGGUUUCAUCCUUCUAUCAUGAAUUUGUUCACUAGUUAGAUCAUAUAUGAAAUUUUAUUUUGAUGUUAGGAUCACAAUAUCCCCCGUCAAGACGACCAAAAAUAAUGGGCAGCUGGGGGAAUAUAAUUUGUCCUGUCUACUUUCCUUGGAAUUUAUUUUGGCAUAUGAGAAUAUACAUGUUUCCUAUGCGAA
Hevea brasiliensis (rubber tree) is the source of this 2184-nucleotide messenger RNA. Its product is annotated as mitochondrial phosphate carrier protein 3, mitochondrial. Lineage: Eukaryota; Viridiplantae; Streptophyta; Magnoliopsida; Malpighiales; Euphorbiaceae. Gene Ontology annotation, molecular function: phosphate transmembrane transporter activity. The transcript has 6 exons. Gene Ontology annotation, cellular component: mitochondrial inner membrane. Gene Ontology annotation, biological process: mitochondrial phosphate ion transmembrane transport. The record is from RefSeq and is a predicted model, not a curated record. The coding region runs from base 710 to 1831 and encodes 373 amino acids.